AUGGUACUCUCUGUCACGUCGUUGCCAGAAUUUGCACCCUCGUCAGACCUUGACCAAGCCUCGCACGUUGUCGCCUUCGCUGCCUCCCCCGUCUUAUUCUUCCCGUGCCCCCCUCCCCCCCGGCUUCCAAGGAUCCCCAAAGCAAAACCCCCCUACCACCUCUCAAUCAUCCCUGACCAGCCCUCCAAGAGCGUCUAUGUACCGGGAGCUCUCCCUUCGCGGCUUCUUUCUUCUCUGCUUCGCAUGUAUGGAUACACCACAAAGUACAUGGUCCGGAGAGAUGUACAGAGAGAAAGACAGAGACUCGUCUUCCCUCUCGCAACCAUCGACGAGACCACUGUCCCACGCCAUGCCGUCGGUGCCGACGAGACGCUAAGUCGGAUUAGCUUGGCUUUUAACCCCCCAACCAUGAUCCUAGCCAAGCCGAAAAGAUGGCGGAGACACGGGCAAGGGUCAUGGAAGACGCACCGCACGUGUGUGCGCCUAGAACGAACGGUACUUCCUACCCGUCGUGUACACUUGCAGCACUCUAUCGGUGCCCCUUCCGGCUCCCUUCCCCAAUCUAACAAGCCAAGCCAAUCCAGUCUGUUGGUCCUGUUCCUUAGUGUCUCCUUUGGGCCCCUCGGUUUAUUUCACUCGCAGCUCGUUACGAUGAGUGUGGCCGAAGGGGGGCAACUGGGUAACAGCUCCCGUGAACGUAUAUACAUUUGGGUGGUAAAUAGGAUGUACAUACCUUGA
Messenger RNA from Colletotrichum paranaense, 738 nucleotides. RefSeq lists its product as uncharacterized. The transcript has 2 exons. The record is from RefSeq and is a predicted model, not a curated record. Bases 1 to 738 code for a protein of 245 amino acids. Lineage: Eukaryota; Fungi; Ascomycota; Sordariomycetes; Glomerellales; Glomerellaceae.